AUGGCAAUAUCCCAGCACUGCAGCUUUGGAGCAGUAUCUUCACAGAUUUCCAGGAAAGCAGCUGAACUUGUCACAAUUGCUGAUGCUCUAGGGACCACAAUACCAGGCCAUCCCCAGAGCAAGAAGGGGUGGCAGGAUCCAGCAGGGUCACCUCGAGGAGCGUGGGGUCGGAAGGCGGUGGGAGCCGCGGGGUUCGGGGUGCCGCCCGCUUCUCCCCGAGGGACGCCACCAGCCCCUCCGGCCGCUCCUUUCUCCUUAUCCGGGUUCGACAGCUUCGCUUUCCGCCUCUCGCCGCUGCUUUUUCCGGCGUUUGUAGCGUGCUCCGGCUUGCUCCGUCUCUUCGCUGGGCUGGCAGCCGCCGGGGUGCGGGGCUGGACGGGUGCCGCGGCGCUGGCGGGGCUCGUCGUGUUGCACAGGCGGCAAACGAGCGCUGUUAGCCGGGAAUGGGGACUCCGAGGUUAUCUGCACGCUCAGGCAGACGCUGUUGUGUUGAAGACUUUGCCGCCAGAAAAAUCUCAGGAUUGCAUGUAUCUCCAAUACUGUAAAGUAUGUCAGUCUUACAAGGCACCACGUUCACACCACUGUCGAAAGUGUAACAGAUGUGUCAUGAAGAUGGAUCAUCAUUGUCCUUGGAUCAACAACUGUUGCGGAUACCAGAAUCAUGCAUCUUUCACUCUGUUUCUUCUCUUAGCUCCACUCGGAUGCAUUCACGCUUCUUUCAUAUUUGUUAUGACUAUGUACACUCAGCUUUACAACAGAAUAUCUUUUGGGUGGAGUUCUGUAAAGAUUGACAUGAGUGCAGCCAAGAGAGACCCUCGACCCAUUAUUCCUUUUGGACUGUCUGCAUUUGCUGCAUCUUUAUUUGCCUUAGGACUGGCAUUAGGAACAACUAUUGCUGUUGGUAUGCUGUUUAUUAUCCAGAUGAAAGUCAUUUUGACAAAUAAAACUUCAAUCGAGUCCUGGAUUGAAGAAAAGGUAAGCUUUUAUUAUAGUUUUCACCUUUCCUUUUUUCCCUAUGACAUGGGAAGAAAAUGGAAGAACUUCAAGCAAGUGUUUACAUGGUCUGGGAUUCCUGAGGGAGAUGGCCUGGACUGGCCAGUAAGAGAUGGCUGUCAUCAAUACAGUUUGACGAUAGAGCAACUGAAACAGAAAGCAGACAAGCGAGUAAGAAGU
Molecule: messenger RNA, 1173 nt
Organism: Opisthocomus hoazin
Lineage: Eukaryota; Metazoa; Chordata; Aves; Opisthocomiformes; Opisthocomidae
Source: RefSeq, a predicted model, not a curated record